Thamnophis sirtalis is the source of this 855-nucleotide messenger RNA. The record is from RefSeq and is a predicted model, not a curated record. Lineage: Eukaryota; Metazoa; Chordata; Lepidosauria; Squamata; Natricidae.
AUGAAGGGCAGCAGCAAGCUGGCCAUCCUGAGGGGAUGUGCAGGGAUGCCUGGCUCUCCAGGGGCCCAGGGACCCCCUGGCUUUCCUGGGGCCAAAGGUGGGUCUGGAAUCCCUGGGGAAGUUGGACCCCCUGGGCCGAAAGGAGAAAAAGGGGAGGCAGGAAAACGUGGAGAGAAAGGUGCCCGAAACUGCAAGGAGCUUCUGGCCCAGGGGGUGGUCCUGAGCGGCUGGCACACCAUCUACCCCCAGGACUGCCGGCCCCUGCGGGUGCUGUGCAACAUGCACACCGAUGGAGGCGGAUGGAUCGUCUUCCAAAGGAGGUCGGAUGGCUCCGUGGAUUUUUUCCGGAACUGGGAUGACUACAAGAAGGGAUUUGGAAGCGAGCUGAGCGAAUUCUGGCUGGGGAACGACCACCUUCACCUCUUGACCUCCCUGGGAGAGAACGAGUUGCGUGUUGACUUCAUGGAUUUCGAAAAUAAACAUUCCUUCGCCAAAUUCGGAUCCUUUCAGGUAGCAGCGGAAUCCGAUCAGUAUCGGCUGACUGUGGGCAACUUCACGGGGGGCUCCGCAGGCGACUCUCUAACAAGGCACCACAACAUGCCCUUCUCCACCCGAGACAAGGAGCAGGACCCCCAAAACCAUAAAUGCGCCCAAAAAUACAAAGGGGCCUGGUGGUACAAUGACUGCCAUGACUCCAACCUCAACGGGAAAUACUGGCUGGGAGAACACCAGUCCUUUGCAGAUGGCAUCAACUGGAGAAUGGGGAAAGGCUACAACUAUUCAUACAAGCGCACAGAAAUGAAAUUCAGGCCUGUGGCUUAUGGGGCUCCCUCAGCUGACGGCGGUUUCUUCUGA